UGGAAUCAAAAAUAAAAUCGAGCUAAAUUACAGACGCAGCUUUGUUCCAGCUCAUAACAAAAUGCCAAACAGUCAGUUCAACGUCGCUGAUAACAUUUCUGAGCUGCCGGAUCAGUUGCUGAGUAUGUCACAAGAUAUGGACGCCUCGAGCAACAGCACCAUGGAAGAAUCCGGCGAUACCGGGGUCGCCUUCAAGGUGCGGCGGAACUUCAACAAAAAACCGCUCAACUCGGCUGAUCGCAAAAAGAACGAGAAGGAACGCAAGGCGCGACAGGCCCGUCGGCUGCGCAAGUGGCUGAUGCCGAAGAACGCGAUCGUCGCGCUGCAUGAGCUGCUCGGCCCGGGAAUGACGGAGUUCACCAUCAAUACGCAAGGCCAGGAGACGAAGGCCGAAAUUGUCAUCAACAACGUCAAGUAUGAAGCCACUGCUGCGAACAAAAACCUUGCCAAGGCAAAGGCCUCCGAGAAGGCGCUGCGCGAACUCACCUUCGCGCAGAUGGCCCGCGUUAAGCAGCAACGCCAGGACCAGGCACAACAGAAGACGGCAGGUGAUUCUGCUUCUGAUGUCACCCCGAUGGACGUAUGCGUCGAGUCGGAGGAUUUGCCGAUGGAGCAUCUUGCGUCAUUCGCGCUCCACAAACUAUUCACGCAGUGGGAAGCCGAAGGUUUCGAGGUUCCGUUGAUCAAGCCCGGCAAGGUGAAGGGCCCACCGACGCCCGCAGAACCCGGUGCCCCGAAUCCGCUGCUACCGAAGGUCACCAAGACGAUUGCUGAUUUGCCGGCGGAUGCGGCCACUCGCCACCCAACAGCGCUGUUCGCUUACAUGCGACCACAGGUACUAUACGAAGAUCUUGGCUGCAGCAACGAUCAGACCAAUCGAGAAUUCAGCGUCGGUAUUAACGUCGAUGGACAGCAAUUUGUCGGCAAGGACCGUUCAAAGAAGUUAGCGAGAAAGGCGGCGGCUAUCGAUGCCUGCAAGACGCUGUUUGGGGUCCAGUUCGCCGAGACUGCGCUGAAAGAUUAGACUGGUGAAAGGAUGUGCCCAGAUAAGGCCGUACGGUGGUGCAAUUCCACACGAAUCAUACUAUUUUGAAAAACACUAGGCAUCCCGCGCAUAGUAAGAACCCACGGGUCCGUUAUUACACGAUAGUAUUGGGGUAUCUCUCGUAAACUGGAUUGCUACUAUUUAUCGCGUGUGAAAUGGUGUUAGGCGGAGUGCCGUACUUCAUGUUUCUUGUCGGCCAUCCCAAUUAAUCGCGUGGUUUAUCGAUACUUCACUAUUUUCUUAUUCAAUAGUUGCGCAGUCAGUCCUUGUAUACGUGGAAGGAGGACUCAAUUGAGAGUUGAACCCGGAAGCGUCUCUAUUAUACAAUGAUUAAUUUUGUAUCUUUUCAACGUAUCAACACGUAGUAACACUAGGAAGCGAGUACAGGAAUGAUUACCAUUCGUCACUCCAUCCAUACCGGAUGGCAGGGUACAUUGCUCUUUUUAAUGAAGUACAUUUGUAUUAAGGAAUUUUAAUUUGAGCUUGACUAGACUUAGGAUAUCGAAAUAUAAAAGCAAAUAAAUGGUUA
This is a messenger RNA of Anopheles nili, 1574 nucleotides long. RefSeq names its product double-stranded RNA-specific editase B2-like. NCBI's taxonomy places the organism in Eukaryota, Metazoa, Arthropoda, Insecta, Diptera, Culicidae. The record is from RefSeq and is a predicted model, not a curated record. The transcript has 4 exons. Bases 62 to 1024 code for a protein of 320 amino acids.